UGCCUACAAUAACUAGAAAGCGAGCAAUUUGCAUGUUAUUUGGUGCUACAUAUAGCGACGAGAAUUGUAAUAAAUAUGUAAAAAUCAUUGACGAACUAGAAGGCUUGGAUAUUUGCUAUAACGAAGAUCCCAUGGAACCAAUUGUAAUCUGUUUAAAAAAAAUAAAAAACAAUCCUUUGCAAUAUAGAACCUAUCCGGAUAGUUUGGAAGAUGAUUAACGAUACUUAUGCUUAUCGUCUUGAAGUUUAGUUUCUCCUUUCCCUUUAUAAGGGGUCUACAUAUGGAUGUGUGUGUUCAGAUUUGGAGAAUCCGAGCUUAAUUGUUCACAUAAAAAAUAAAUAAAAAACAAAUAGAUAACAUUCUAGAAAAUGACCAGAUUGUGAAUUGAUUGCCUUAUUAGAAAUAAAGAAAGUUACUCUAUUUAUGGUGAGUUUGUAUAGCAGGAGUGUCAGCACUUGUAAUUUUUAUGAUUACUCAAUUCUCAGUCGAAAGAAAUUUCUCAAGAUAAUUUCUUGAGAUCGUCGGAACAAAAUAGGAAAUGCUAUUAUGCUAGAAUCUUCUUGAAUCUUUAUGUAACAGCGAAUUCAAAGAUAUAUAAAG
This is a messenger RNA of Cokeromyces recurvatus, 600 nucleotides long. RefSeq lists its product as uncharacterized. The record is from RefSeq and is a predicted model, not a curated record. The annotation marks the transcript as partial. The transcript has a single exon. NCBI's taxonomy places the organism in Eukaryota, Fungi, Mucoromycota, Mucoromycetes, Mucorales, Mucoraceae.